AUGGAAGAAUCAAUGGAAGGUAGUGGUUCGAUGGUGGAGCCGGAGGUAAUGCUCGAAGGAGGCAGAGAAGAUGGGUUAGGAGAAACACCGGUGGAGCGGGGAAUGGAGAUAGGGUCUGUUGUGGGGGCAAUGGAGGUGGUGGUGGUCAAGGGGGAAGGGUCGCUACCGGUGUCCAUUAUAUGGUCGUGCAUGUAUGAAUUUUCGUUUGUUUGUUUGCGCAGGAAGCCUCAUGUAAAUGUUGGUACCAUUGGACAUGUCGAUCAUGGGAAAACUACUCUUACGGCAGCAAUCACUAAGGUACUAGCUGAAGAAGGAAAAGCUAAGGCUAUUGCCUUUGAUGAGAUUGAUAAGGCUCCUGAGGAGAAAGCGAGAGGAAUUACCAUUGCUACGGCUCAUGUGGAGUAUGAAACUGCUAAGCGACACUAUGCUCAUGUAGAUUGCCCUGGACAUGCAGAUUAUGUCAAAAACAUGAUUACUGGAGCUGCACAGAUGGAUGGUGGAAUUCUUGUUGUAUCUGCCCCAGAUGGACCUAUGCCUCAGACGAAGGAGCAUAUUCUGCUUGCUCGCCAGGUUGGUGUGCCAUCCCUUGUUUGUUUCCUGAAUAAAGUUGAUGCUGUUGAUGAUCCUGAAUUACUGGAACUUGUAGAAAUGGAACUACGCGAGCUGCUUAGCUUCUACAAGUUCCCUGGUGAUGAGAUUCCAAUUAUCCGGGGUUCAGCUCUCUCAGCCUUACAGGGCACAAAUGAUGAAAUUGGAAGGAAGGCUAUUCUGAAGUUGAUGGAUUCUGUUGAUGAGUACAUACCGGACCCUGUGCGCCAGCUAGACAAGCCAUUCCUCAUGCCAAUUGAGGAUGUUUUUUCUAUUCAGGGACGUGGAACCGUUGUAACUGGACGAGUGGAGCAAGGAACGAUUAAAACUGGAGAAGAUGUUGAGAUUUUAGGUUUAAUGCAGGGUGGUCCAUUGAAGACAACUGUUACUGGUGUGGAGAUGUUCAAGAAGAUCCUGGAUCAUGGCGAAGCUGGUGAUAAUGUUGGUCUUCUUCUACGAGGUUUAAAACGUGGAGAGGUGCAAAGAGGACAGGUUGUUUGCAAGCCUGGGAGUCUGAAGACAUAUAAAAAAUUUGAGGCUGAGAUUUACGUACUUACAAAAGAUGAAGGUGGUCGCCACACUGCUUUCUUCUCAAAUUAUAGGCCUCAGUUCUACUUAAGGACUGCAGAUGUUACUGGCAAGGUAGAAUUGCCUGAGAAUGUGAAGAUGGUGAUGCCAGGAGAUAAUGUCACUGCUAUUUUUGAACUUAUAUCUGAAGUCCCGCUCGAAACAGGGCAAAGAUUUGCAUUGCGCGAAGGAGGACGAACAGUAGGAGCAGGAGUGGUCUGAGAAGGUUAUGCAGCUGAGUUCUG
Molecule: messenger RNA, 1400 nt
Organism: Asparagus officinalis (garden asparagus)
Lineage: Eukaryota; Viridiplantae; Streptophyta; Magnoliopsida; Asparagales; Asparagaceae
Product: elongation factor Tu, mitochondrial-like
Exons: 12
Coding region: 1-1377 (458 amino acids)
Biological process (GO): mitochondrial translational elongation
Cellular component (GO): mitochondrion
Molecular function (GO): GTPase activity; GTP binding; translation elongation factor activity
Source: RefSeq, a predicted model, not a curated record